This is a messenger RNA of Schistosoma mattheei, 1869 nucleotides long. NCBI's taxonomy places the organism in Eukaryota, Metazoa, Platyhelminthes, Trematoda, Strigeidida, Schistosomatidae. The record is from the annotation of a GenBank genome assembly.
AUGAUGCAUCUUAAAAAUGGUGAUCCAGAACCGUUUGUUGAUCCAACUAGAUAUACGUUAUUUGCCUUUCGUUUUUGUCCAUUCUGUGUACGUGUUAAAUUGAUCUUAAGUUUCCAUAAAAUUGACUAUGAUUUAAUUCAAGUCUCACUUAAUGAUAAACCAGAUUGGUUAAUGAAAUAUUCGCCGUUGGGUAAAGUUCCACUACUUAUAAAUCAAGGUGAUAAACUUCUUGAGUCUGAUUUAAUUAUGCGAUUUGUGGAUGAAUUACAUGGAGAGAAAACUUCAUUGAUGAGUAUAUGUGGUGUAGAGAAAUUUCAAAAUGCGGCUGAAUUAGCUAAAAAGUUUUUCAGUCCUGGAUAUUCUAUAUUAUAUGGAGUGACCUUUAGUGAAUUGGAUGUAGUGAAAUUCCGUGAAGCUUGUUCUGAAUUGGAUAAUUCAAUCAAUAGUAAAUAUUUUGCCGGAGAUCAAUUGAGUUUGGCUGAUUUGAUCCUCUUCCCUAUGAUUGAUUACUUUGAAAUCAUUUUGGGCAUUAUUCAUCAUAUAAAUUAUGAUCAAAUUUAUGAAAUGAAAAUAAAUGAUAAAUUAUAUAAUGAAGCUAAAACAUGGUCAAAUCUACUCAAUUAUUUAAUUACAAUGAGACAAGAAUCUUUUGUAUCUGAUAUACGAAUAUCGACUAAUAUUACAGCAAAAUUUAUUGCUUCUAAACGAUCUGGUUUAUCAAAUCCUGACAUUCAAAGACAUCCACUGCGGAAUUUCAAACAGAUUGUAAAAAUGUUACGACUGGCACUAUUGCAAAUGUUCGUGGGUGCAGAUAAGACUGCCAAUAUAAAACGUGCUUCUGAAUUAAUUAGUCGAGCUGUAUCUGAGCAUUCACCUCACCUUGUAUGUCUUCCGGAAUGCUUUACCUCCCCUAUUGGUGCAAAAUAUUUUGGACCCUAUGCAGAAACUGUUCCAAACGGUCCGUCAUGCCAAAUGCUAUCAGAUGCUGCUAAAUCUCAUAAAAUAUGGCUUGUCGGUGGUUCUAUCCCUGAACGUGGACCUGAUGGCAAGUUAUAUAACUGUUGUGCAACAUAUAAUCCAGAUGGUGAACUAGUUGGCUUAUAUCGUAAAUUACACUUGUUCGAUAUUGAUAUACCAGGUCAGUUUACAUUUAAAGAAUCAGCUUCACUUAGUUCUGGUAAAGAGACAUUCUCUUUUGAGAUACCUUUAAAAAAUGCCGAGAAUAAAAUUUCAGUAAUACGAGUUGGAAUUGGUAUAUGUUAUGAUAUUCGUUUUCCGGAACUAUCACUUCUUUAUGCUAAUCAAUUAGGAUGUCAAUUACUUUUAUUCCCUGCUGCAUUCAAUCCUAAAACUGGAUCUUUACAUUGGGAAUUAUUGGGUAGAGCACGUGCUUUAGACACACAAUGUUAUGUUGGAAUGUGUAGUCCAGCUUGUAAUCUAGAAUUAGACUAUAUAAGUCAUGCUGAAUCAUUGAUCACUUCACCAUGGGGUAUAGUUAUAGCUAAAGGCGGUAAAGAGGAGGAAAUCAUAACAGCUGAUUUAGACUUUUCUGAAUUGAAAUGCGUUCGUGAAAGUAUUCCAAUUGGUCGACAACGGCGUUUAGAUAUUUAUACUACACCGAAAUUAGUUAAAAAACAAUCAUAAACAUAUUUGUCUCUUAUUUAUCGAUUACAUUCUUUGUGAUAUAUUAUUUGACUGUUGAUCAUUAUACACUUUAUAAACUUGAUUAAAUUCUGUAUUACACAUUACUUUUGUCUAUUAACAAAAAAUAUUCUCGAGUGAUAUUUUGACUUCAGUUGUUUAUCCUAUUCUGUGUAAUCCAUUGGUCAGUCAUAAUAACCUGAUGAUGAUAAAGUCGAUUAUGAGUCA